This is a messenger RNA of Guyanagaster necrorhizus, 225 nucleotides long. RefSeq lists its product as uncharacterized. NCBI's taxonomy places the organism in Eukaryota, Fungi, Basidiomycota, Agaricomycetes, Agaricales, Physalacriaceae. The transcript is spliced from 2 exons. The record is from RefSeq and is a predicted model, not a curated record. The coding region runs from base 1 to 225 and encodes 74 amino acids.
AUGAAUUCCCCGAAUCUGCAAACAUUCCAUAUGGCAUUGACAUCGGGGAUAGGCGCUUUGGCAGCCGUCCUCAGUGAUAUCACUGACACCGUGGAGAUAGUCAUGCGUUCCGGUAUGAAGCUGCAUGGGUCGGGACUCGGCUUCGUGAAAGCGGUUGCCUCGUCUUGGUCCCGUCCUCCACUUCAGGAUUCAUUUCAGCUCCUCCAGCAGACGGGAGAUGCCUGA